Molecule: messenger RNA, 1104 nt
Organism: Thamnophis sirtalis
Lineage: Eukaryota; Metazoa; Chordata; Lepidosauria; Squamata; Natricidae
Source: RefSeq, a predicted model, not a curated record
UGGGGUAUGCACAUUCCAGCCACUGCCCUGUGGCAGAAUGGGGAGCAGCUCUUCAGCCCUCAAAAUCUGCACAGACCACCAAGGAGGCAUCAACUGGAUCAGCCUAAGUCCGGACGGUCAGUGGCUGCUAACGGGCAGUGAGGAUGGGACGGCACGACUCUGGAGCACUGCUAACAACCAAUGUCAGGCCCACUUUCAAGGCCAUGAAAGCUACAUCACCUUUUGCCACUUAGAAAAUGAAGUUGCUUUCACCUGCAGUGCAGAUCACACUAUCAGAAAAUGGGAUAUGAUGACCGGAAGAUGCCUCACUAUUUAUCGUGGACACACAUCCAUUGUGAAUAGAAUCCUAGUUUUCAAGGAUUACCUCUUCAGCGGAUCCUAUGACAGGACUGCCCGCUGCUGGAGUGUGGAUAAGGAAAAACCGAUCCAGGAGUUUCGGGGCCACCGCAACUGCGUCCUGGCCCUGGCGCUCUACUCUUCGAAGGAUGUCCUUGAGGAGGAAGAGAUGGAGGAGGAGGUGGAAGAGGUGGAAGAGCUGAGCCAAGACUUCCUGGUGACGGGGAGCACAGACUGCACUGUCAAGGUCUGGUGGGUGUCCACUGGGCGCUGCCACCAGACCCUGCUGGGACACACUGGGGCUGUCUUAUGCCUUAUACUUGAUGCUCCGAAUAGGGAGCUCUUUUCGGGAAGCACUGAUUACACCAUCCGUACUUGGAACAUUGUGACAGGGGAACAGUUGAGAGUCUUCAAAGAGCAUCAAGGGUCCAUCAUUUGCCUUGAGUGUUUACGGGAAGCGGUGAUGCUUGUGCGCGAGCUUUUAAUACGAAGACUGGCAUUCUGCAAAGAGUGUUUCGCGGCCAUAAAUUGGUUAUUAACUGCAUUCAGAUUCACAAUGAAUUAUUGUACACAGCUUCCCACGAUGGCACGCUGAGGAUCUGGGACAUCCGGCAGAUUUGUAAGCGGAACAAGCGUCGUUUGAAGGAACGGUCUAUCCAGGGUAGGCAUUUCCACAAGGGCAGCCUGCCUCGCCUUUUCAACAACAAAGUGGGCUGUGUGCUUCAUCAGGAAAAUGGCGGACCACGGGAAACAAUGGAACUUGAGUGA